Molecule: messenger RNA, 2441 nt
Organism: Rhea pennata
Lineage: Eukaryota; Metazoa; Chordata; Aves; Rheiformes; Rheidae
Gene: UCHL3
Product: ubiquitin C-terminal hydrolase L3
Exons: 9
Coding region: 35-727 (230 amino acids)
Biological process (GO): protein deubiquitination; ubiquitin-dependent protein catabolic process
Cellular component (GO): cytoplasm
Molecular function (GO): cysteine-type deubiquitinase activity
Source: RefSeq, a predicted model, not a curated record
GUCAGUGCCGGGCUGCCGCGCCGCUGCCGCCAGCAUGGAGCCGCACCGCUGGCUGCCCCUGGAGGCCAACCCCGACGUCACGAAUCAGUUUCUGAAACAAUUAGGUAUACAUCCUGACUGGCAAUUUGUAGAUGUUUAUGGUAUGGAACCAGAACUCCUUAGCAUGGUGCCAAGACCUGUCUGUGCAGUGCUACUUCUUUUUCCAAUAACAGAAAAGUAUGAAACCUUCAGAACAGAAGAAGAAGAGAGAAUAAAAGCAAAGGGACAAGAUGUCAAGUCAUCAGUGUAUUUCAUGAAGCAGACCAUCAACAAUGCUUGUGGAACAAUUGGUCUAAUUCAUGCUAUUGCGAACAACAGAGAAAAAAUGAACUUCGAAACUAAUUCUUCAUUGAAAAAGUUCCUAGAAGAUUCAUUGUCUAUGACUCCUGAAGAGAGGGCCAAAUAUCUAGAAACUUACGAAGCUAUUCGUGUCACUCAUGAAUCCAGUGCCCAUGAAGGUCAGACUGAGGCACCAAGUAUAGAUGAAAAAGUAGACCUUCACUUUAUUGCAUUAGUUAAUGUAGGUGGUCAUCUCUAUGAAUUGGAUGGGCGCAAGCCAUUUCCAGUAAACCAUGGGGAAACUAGCGACGAUUCUUUUCUAGAGGAUGCAAUAGAAGUUUGUAAGAAAUUCAUGGAACGUGAUCCAGAAGAAUUAAGAUUUAAUGCAAUUGCACUGUCUGCAGCUUAAGCCUUUUCCAGUGGGGCUGAUACAUCAUGAUGUAUUGUAACAAUAAAAUUCUUGCCAUAUGUUAAUAGUAGAGAUUUUGAUACUUCUUAACAUGUUUAACUGUAGCACACAUGGAAUAAACUUUGGAUUUGUCCUUGCUAUAUCUUGCUGCUUGUUCCUAAAGCAAAUUGAGUAUUUAUAUACACGCAUGCAUUUUGUGUAGGACUUCUGUGUGCUGGGGUGUUUUUUCCUCUCAGUCCCCCUUAAAAAAUGUGGGAGUUACUGUCUGAUAUUCCAUCUCAACUCUUCAGCAUAAUAAUGAUGAGCAAAUUCAGAGUAGGAUUAUUUAUAUCUAACACUUGGAGUGGAAUAUGUGGUAUGUUAAUGGGUAGAAACUUUGAAGUCUAAGGAUAUCUGCAUCUUUCUUUUAGUUAAAAUGAUACAAAAAUAUGAGAACUUUUGCAAGUGAUUCAGAAGGCAAAGGCUGUUUUUCACUGCAUUAUUUCUUAAGGCUCCCUGGCUCCAUUUCUUUGUUAGCAGAGCUGUUUCUAUUUACUGUUGGUGAGCACUAACAUUUUAAAACUAUCUUAUCUUUACAUUUUGAAUAAAAAUAUAAUUUUUCAUUUCAAGCCUAAUAACUUAAAUAAACUUCCAGAAGCUUUAGUUCAAGCAGUGUUUGCUAUUUGUGAAAUACAAUAUAGAUUUUUACUGGGGGGGGGGGAAACUGUUGUAGUAAUAAACACAAGUUCAAAUGCUAGGUCUGGGAAGGGAACACACACAGGUAAAAACAGCAAUGUGAGGUAUCUUGCAUAACGGAAAUAAAUGAUAGGAAAGUUUUCAUUAAAACAUUCAUUACUUACUUUGAAUGAAAUCUCUAGGAUAAAAUGAAAUAAAAUGAUAAAGUAAUGAAUGUUUUAAUGAAAUCUGUGUAAUCAUACUUUCUUAUCAUUUCAGUUAAUUGUUUUAAUGAAGUCCAUGCAAUAGGACAAAAAAAAAUCAUAUAGAUCUUGAUAGCUAUGGUGGUCGUGCUUUUUUUCCUUUAGGAAUAGCUAUUGUAAAUUUGUCAGGUGCUAUUACUGAAUGCUGUGAGAUACCCUUCCUCUACGCCUUCCCCUUCACUUGUCACACUGGAUCUUUAGGUACCACUGACCAAUUUUUAUACUUGGCUUUAGCAAUGAUUUUGAGGGCUAAGCAACCUUACGGUUUAUCAUUCUUGAAGGGUUUUUUCUGAGAUUCCAGAGUUGUUCCUUGACCUGUUGCUUUGAAGGGAAAUGAUUCAGGUUGGCUUCUAGUCAAGACUGUUGGCAAAAGAAACUGAUCCCUUGCUGUCCCAGACUGUGCUUUCACUCUCUAUCAAUUGUCAUUACAGGUAAAAUGAAUGGGAUUAUGCUAGAAGCAAUCUGGCAGUGUUUUCCUUCUUUGUAGAAAAGAAACAGGACUAGGAGGCUGUUUGUUCACUUCAGAACAUCUUUUGCGCUUUAAAGAAAAAGUCAGAGAGUGUCUGUGUGAAAAUGUCACCUUGAGAGUCCUCUGACAACAGUCUGUUUUUCCAUAAGUGAGAUGGUUAGAAAAAGUGAGGGGGGGAGAAGAACACCGAGCUUCUAUUUUCAGCAUUUUAUUUACCUCAAGAAAAUUCAGAAAACCUGUGCUACAGAAAACUUGCUUUACAUUUCCAUGUUCACUAGUAAAGCUCAAACUUCUUUUUUAAAUAAUAAAAAAGGCUUUAUUAAACAGA